AUGCCAGCCAACUCUAACAGUCUGUCUAGGCUGAGCACAGAGGACAUUACAGAUGACCACGACACCCAGACACACCAGGAGACUUCUGAGCCCUCGAGUUUGGGUUCUCCACCCCAGAAUAAAUGUGACAUCAAAGGUUUUCUCAGGAGAAAUGCUUUUGUUCUUCUCACUGUGGCUGCUAUCGUCAUAGGGAUUGGCCUGGGCUUUGCUCUGCAAUCCUGUAACCUGACAGCCAGAAAUAUAUAAUACUUCACCUUUCCUGGAGAGCUGUUCUUACGGAUGCUACAGUCGCUGGUGCUUCUUCUCAUUGUCUCUAGUCUGAUUACAGGUGUGUCAUCUGUGAAGUGGAAGACUUCUAGUAAAAUGGGGCUCCGGGCUAUUUGCUAUUACAUAAUAACAACCACUAUGGCUGUUUUCACUGGCAUCGUGCUUGUAUCACCUGUAGGUACAUCAGCGUCCUCUGGUGGUCAAGUGAAGGCUGUGCAGACUGUGGAUGCCUUUCUGGAUCUGAUCAGAAAUAUGUUUCCCUCAAAUCUGGUGGCUGCUUGUUUCAGCAAGGAACAAACUGUUUAUCCCAAAAGUCUUGGUGUUGUCAAUCUGACCCAAACAAGUAGGUUCAAUGACACAGUGCCGAUGACAGGCACCUCAGAUGGAGUCAAUAUUUUGGGAAUAUUGGUCUUCUGCAUCUGCUUUGGCCUAGUCCUGAUCAGCAUCGUCAUCUGGUAUUCCCCAGUGGGAAUCCUCUUCUUGGUUGGAGGACAGAUUUUGAAUCUGAAAGACAUCAGAGUUAUAGGUCUCCAGCUUACCAUGUAUGCUCUCACUGUGAUCACUGGCCUGGUAAUCCACAGCUUCCUCACCCUUCCCCUCAUCUAUUUCAUGGUCACACACAAGAAUCCCUUCAGGUUUAUGUUUGGUCUGCUCGAGCCUCUCACCACUGCGUUUGGGACGUCAUCAAGUGCGGUGACUCUACCAGUCAGUAUCCGCUGUUUGGAGGAGAAUCUCAACAUGGACAAACGGGUGGCACGCGUAAUGCUGCCUGACGCGGCCACAUUGACCAUGGAUGGCACAGCACUUUAUGAGGCAGUGGCUUCCAUAUUCAUCGCUCAAGUUUACAAUAUGGAGCUUGAUCUGGGUCAAAUCAUCAUCAUCAGUAUCACUGCCACAGCUGCAGCUGUUGGGGCCACAGGUAUCCCCCAGGGCAGCGCGGUAUCAAUGACGAUAGUGUUGACAUCAGUUGGACUGCGGCUUGAAGGCAUUUCAUUUAUCAUCGCUAUUGACUCGAUGCUAGAUCGUUUGAGGACAACCACCAACGUGCUGGGGGACUGUAUCGGUGUGGGUGUUGUGCAGCAUCUCUCCAGACAUGAGCUCCAGAGCUCAAGUCCUGCAGAAGAAUGCUUUGUGAAAGACAAAAAACAAAGUGAGACCUUCUAA
Molecule: messenger RNA, 1431 nt
Organism: Anarrhichthys ocellatus (wolf-eel)
Lineage: Eukaryota; Metazoa; Chordata; Actinopteri; Perciformes; Anarhichadidae
Product: excitatory amino acid transporter 1-like
Biological process (GO): L-glutamate transmembrane transport
Cellular component (GO): plasma membrane
Molecular function (GO): glutamate:sodium symporter activity; neutral L-amino acid transmembrane transporter activity; L-glutamate transmembrane transporter activity
Source: RefSeq, a predicted model, not a curated record